AUGGAGGGCUUUGUCUAUUCCCCCUUCGGCACAUACCAGAGCUUCAGGGGCGGCCCCCCCCCGGGCCGCAGCCGGGACCCAGCGGUGAAGCAGCCCAGCUGGAAGCAGAGCAAGAGCGGCGGCAUCAGCCCGGUCCUGGGCGGGCCCCUCAGCCCGCUGCCCUCCGACUACCUGGACAGCUACCGGCGGGCCCAGCUGCAGGCCUUGCUGUCCCAGGUGAACCCCGGCCUGGCGCCGCGGCGGCGCCGGCCCGUCACCAGGGAGGUGGGGGUGCAGGUGACCCUGCGGGCCGACGCCGCCGUGCAGUGCUCGCUGGGGCCGCGCACCCUGCCCUUUCUGGAGCAGAAGUAUGGCUACUUCCACUGUAAAGACUGCAAGACCAGAUGGGAGAGUGCUUACGUGUGGUGCAUUUCUGGAAGCAACAAGGUGUACUUCAAGCAGCUCUGUCGCAAAUGCCAAAAGGGCUUCAAUCCCUAUCGAGUGGAAGCAAUCCAGUGCCAGACCUGUUCAAAGACUCGUUGUUCCUGCCCUCAGAAGAAAAGACACAUUGAUCUCAAGAGACCUCAUCGCCAAGAACUUUGUGGCCGCUGCAAAGGCAAGAGGCUGUCCUGUGAUAACACCUACAGCUUCAAAUACAUUGUCUGA
This is a messenger RNA of Charadrius vociferus (killdeer), 645 nucleotides long. RefSeq names its product zygote arrest 1-like (gene ZAR1L). Gene Ontology annotation, molecular function: mRNA base-pairing post-transcriptional repressor activity. The transcript has 4 exons. The record is from RefSeq and is a predicted model, not a curated record. Gene Ontology annotation, biological process: translation. Lineage: Eukaryota; Metazoa; Chordata; Aves; Charadriiformes; Charadriidae. Bases 1 to 645 code for a protein of 214 amino acids. Gene Ontology annotation, cellular component: cytoplasm.